Molecule: messenger RNA, 3373 nt
Organism: Prionailurus viverrinus (fishing cat)
Lineage: Eukaryota; Metazoa; Chordata; Mammalia; Carnivora; Felidae
Gene: NCKIPSD
Product: NCK interacting protein with SH3 domain
Exons: 13
Coding region: 700-2610 (636 amino acids)
Biological process (GO): endocytosis
Molecular function (GO): Arp2/3 complex binding; protein binding
Source: RefSeq, a predicted model, not a curated record
CCCUCAGAAUCCUGACACGUUCUGUGUCCUCCACCCUAGCCCAGGAAUAUUCUCCUUGCCACUGCCCCCACCUCACGGGCCCUGAGGUCACCCAAAGAGGACCUCCACACAUAUAACCUUACGUUCCUUUUGGGUCUGUGCUGGCCUAGUGUCCCAGCAUCCCCUAAGAACUACGUGACCCUUGAUACAGGUCUUUUCUUGUCCUCCAUGCAACUUAAGCCAAAGUUGGGCAGCAGGUGUGCCAGACCUUGGAUCCAUCUCCUGGACCACUGGCAGCAGCUAAUUGGCUGGUCAUUGUGAUGUCAGAUGUCCUGGAGCCAAACCAAGGCCUCAGGUAGCUGCUGGGCUCUGGUCUUUUGGUGAUGGUGGGCUCCAUGGUAGAAGGUCCCAGCAGGAUGAGGGGGGGGGGGGGGUCCCAGUGAGAAAGGGUGUUCCAGGCAGGGGGGUCCUCUUAACCAAACCUCUUGUCACCACUGCAACCCACAACUAUGCCAAUCUCCUGUCCUAAGCAGCUGUAGCCAGGGCGGCCCCGAAGAGAGCUACUUCUGUGCUAGGAGGGUUACUGGGAGGUGUGGCAGGAGGUCUUGAACUGCAGAACCAGACACCAGGGAGAAGGGCAGACCCAGUGCCAAGAAGGGCCUGGAGCAAGAUGUCCUCCAAGCCAUUGACCGGGCCAUUGAGGCUGUGCACAAUGCAGCCAUGCGGGAUGGUGGCAAGUACAGCCUGGAGCAGCGUGGAGUCCUUCAGAAGCUGAUCCACCACCGGAAAGAGACUCUGUCCCGCAGAGGCCCCUCAGCCUCCAGCCCUGCAGCUAUGACCCCAUCCACCAGUGACCACCAUCUGGACGCUGCUGCUGCCAGGCAGCCCAAUGGGACGUGUCGAGCUGGGUUUGAGCGGCAGCACAGCCUCCCUAGUUCCGAGUAUCUCGGGGCGGACGGAGGCCUCUACCAGAUCCCACCACAGCCUCGCCGAGCAGCACCCGCCAUGCCACCUCCACCUGUGAAGCGCCGAGACCGUGAGGCCCUGGUGGCCUCAGGCAGUGGCGGCCGCAACACCACGCCCUCCGGGGGCAGUUCUGUGUCCAGCGGCUCCUCAGUCAGCAGCACCUCCCUUGACACGCUCUGUACCGGCUCUAGCUCGUCUGAGCUGGGCCCCAGCUGCUCACCCACGCCCCCACCUGUGCCCCGCCGAGGCACUCACACCACUGUGUCCCAAGCUCAGCCCCCUCCCUCCAAGGUGCCAGCCCCUGAGCCCCCUACAGAGGAGGUGGCAGUUGAUACAACCUCAGCCCCUGAUGAGCUGGAGGCCCUGGGUGCGCUGAACCUGGGGACUACAGAGGAGAAGGUGGUGGCCGAGACUGCUGUGCCCAAGACCAUCGGGGCAGAGCUGAUGGAGCUCGUGCGGAGAAACACCGGCCUGAGCCACGAGCUAUGCCGUGUGGCUAUUGGCGUCGUGGUGGGUCACAUCCAGGCCUCUGUGCCGGCCAGCUCGCCUAUCAUGGAGCAGGUCCUCCUCUCGCUGGUAGAGGGCAAGGACCUGAGCACUGCCCUGCCCUCAGGGCAAGUCUGCCAUGACCAGCAGCGGCUGGAGGUGAUCUUUGCAGACCUGGCUCGGCGCAAGGACGAUGCCCAACAGCGCAGCUGGGCCCUGUACGAGGAUGAAGGGGUCAUCCGCUGCUACCUGGAGGAGCUGCUGCAUAUUCUGACGGAUGCAGACCCCGAAGUUUGCAAGAAAAUGUGCAAGAGAAAUGAGUUCGAGUCUGUCCUGGCCUUGGUGGCCUACUACCAAAUGGAGCACCGGGUGUCCCUGCGGCUGCUGCUCCUCAAGUGCUUUGGUGCCAUGUGCAGCCUGGAUGCAGCCAUCAUCUCCACACUCGUGUCGUCUGUGCUGCCUGUGGAGCUGGCACGGGACAUGCAGACAGACACGCAGGAUCACCAGAAACUCUGUUACUCCGCCCUCAUCCUGGCCAUGGUCUUCUCCAUGGGGGAGGCAGUGCCAUAUGCGCACUAUGAGCACCUGGGCACACCCUUUGCCCAGUUCCUGCUGAGCAUCGUCGAGGAUGGGCUGCCCCUGGACACCACAGAACAGCUGCCCGAUCUCUGCAUGAACCUGCUUCUGGCUCUCAACUUGCACCUGCCAGCCCCUGACCAGAACGUCAUCAUGACCGCCCUGAGCAAACACUCCAACGUCAAGAUCUUCUCCGAGAAGCUUCUCUUGCUCCUGAACAGAGGAGAUGACCCCGUGCGCAUCUUCAAACAUGAGCCGCAGCCGCCACACUCCAUCCUCAAGUUCCUGCAGGACGUGUUCGCCAGCCCCGCCACGGCUGCCAUCUUCUACCACACAGACAUGAUGGCACUCAUUGACAUCACCGUGCGCCACAUCGCGGACCUGUCGCCCGGAGACAAGCUUCGCGUAGAGUACCUCUCCCUGAUGCACGCCGUCAUCCGCACCACACCCUACCUGCAGCACCGCCACCGGCUGCCCGACCUGCAGGCCACACUGCGCCGCAUCCUGACUGAAGAGGAAGCCUCGCCCCAGGGCCAGAUGGACCGCAUGAUUGUCCGAGAGAUGUGCAAGGAAUUCCCAGUGCUGGGCGAGGACCCCAGCUAGCGCCUUCCUCCCCUCCCUUCCCUGCAGCCCCGGUCAGGGUGCAGGGGACGCGGAGGCUUGGCCCUAAGCAUGUUUUGCACAGACGGUGUGGGGGAGGUGGUGGUGGAAGGGACCUGAGCAGGGCCCCCACCUGAAGUAGAGCCAGUGCCAGGGGCCAAGUGUGGGAUCGGGGACCACGCUCUGGGAGCUAUGCUGGGGCAGAGGGCCUGUGUGAGCUAAAGCCCCUCCAUCUCCCGGUAGGCUGCCUCUUCAGCAUGCCCCCUGCCCCCCCCCCCCCCCCCCCAGCACAAACACACACUCAGAGUCCCGCUGCUGCUCCGGGCUGGGCUAGAGCCGCCAUCCCUGUCCUGCCUCGUCUGGGUCCUGGGCCUCAGCAAGCCAUGUCUUUGGGGUGAGGGGAGCCACCUUCCGCCAGCUGUUCUUUGCCUUAGCUUUGCAGUGAGUGCUUCUCCUGUGCUCCCCGCUCCCCGUGGGGGUCGCUUUCCCUUGCUCCCACCCCCAGGGGUCUUGGCCAAGCUCCUGCUUUAAAGCAGAAUCUUAGAGACAGGCCAUCUAUUCUGGAGCCUCAGUGGUCUUGGCCAAGCUCCUGCUUUAAAGCAGAAUCUUAGAGACAGGCCAUCUAUUCUGGAGCCUCACAGAAUAGGGUGAUGGCACUCAGAAAGCCAAUGACAGAAUAUUUUCUCUGUAAAAAUGUAGACUGAAAAGCCAUGUGUAUUUUCCCGUGUGCUGCAGCUCACCUUCGGAAAUAAAUCACAGGCAUCCA